Lithohypha guttulata is the source of this 1458-nucleotide messenger RNA. RefSeq lists its product as uncharacterized. Gene Ontology annotation, cellular component: lipid droplet. The record is from RefSeq and is a predicted model, not a curated record. Gene Ontology annotation, molecular function: phosphatidylcholine lysophospholipase A1 activity. Lineage: Eukaryota; Fungi; Ascomycota; Eurotiomycetes; Chaetothyriales; Trichomeriaceae. The transcript is spliced from 2 exons. The coding region runs from base 1 to 1458 and encodes 485 amino acids.
AUGCCCACAAGCUUACUGUUUCAGAUGGCGCUGCCCGUCGAUCUGAGAAGCAUCGACAGGCAGUCGCUACUCUCCACUGAAAUGGACACUGCAUUGCACAAACCGCAGAAUAGCAACCCCGAGGCGGCGCAUCACCUGUGUGUCCUCGUACAUGGUCUUUGGGGCAAUGGUUCCCAUUUGAACUACCUGACAACAUCCUUGCGAGAAAAACACUCCGACGACGAACUCAUUGUCCUAGUUUGCUCGCGCAACGCCUCCUCGUUCACCUACGAUGGCAUCGAAGUCGGCGCCGAACGUGUCACUCGAGAAAUCGAGGAAACGAUUGAAGAACUGAAAGGGGAUGGCUUUAAGAUUGAUCGAUUUUCCAUUGUGGGUUAUUCUUUAGGAGGAUUAAUAGCGAGGUACACAAUAGGAUUGUUAGAUUCCAAGGGCUACUUUGACUACAUCAAGCCUGUUAAUUUUACUACUUUCGCCUCACCACAUCUCGGAGUGCGCACGCCGCUGGUUGGGUUUCAAAAUCACCUGUGGAAUGUGUUGGGCGCGAGGACUUUAUCAGCGUCUGGAAGGCAGUUGUUCACUGUGGACAAUUUCAGAGAAACAGGGAGACCGCUGCUUAGCAUUCUGGGUGACUCCGACAGCAUCUUUAUUCGCGCGUUGGCGAAAUUCCAGCGGAGGACACUAUACGCAAAUAUUGUGAACGACAGGACGGCGGUUUAUUACACUACUGGUAUCUCGAAGAAAGACCCUUACAAGGAUCUGGACAAGAUCAAGCUCAACUACGUGCCUGGUUACGAGAAAGUCAUACUGGACCCUGCGAAUCCAUAUGAGAUGGCCGAGCCGAAAGAACCACCCAAAUUAUCCGAACGAGUCAAGAGCACCAGUAAGACGUUAUUGAGAAGAAUACCGUUGUUCGCUGGCCUAUCCAUUGUCAUCCCAAUAGCUGUUGUUGUCUUUCUCAUCAACUCGGGCAUACAAACCUUGCGCAGCCAGAAACGAAUCCUGCUGCACGAACAGGACAACGAGGGAAGCGGUUACGAGCACUAUCGCGUUUCAUGGAUGGUCCAAGAUUUACGAGCUGGAAUUGAAGAUGUGUUUGAAGCAACAAACUCAGCACAAAGGGAGGAAUACCUGGCUGAAAGUGUGAGAGAGCCUGACGAGAGCGAUACUGUAUCUCAAGGAGAGUCGUCCGAAGAACCAUCUUCAGAGAAAAUCCCUUCACCGAAGUUGCGUCGCAGAUCGACUGGCAGCCCUGCCUCUGACUUCCCUACUUUGGCUUUGACGUCCGCACAGUUUGGUAUGAUCAAGGCCUUGGACGAUGUUGGCUUCGAGAAGUAUGGUGUGCAUAUCCACAACUCUAGCCACAGUCAUGCAGCACUCAUUGUUCGAACCAACCGCAAGGCUUUUGACGAGGGCAAGCUCGUCGUCAAGCAUUGGCUUGACAAAGCCUUCGAGAUCUAG